AUGAAGGAGGUGGAGGUGGAAGUUAAUGAUUCCUUGAUGCGGUUUUUCGACCACUGCGCCAAGUUUGUGGCCUUGGUGGAAGAGAAUGAGGCAGCAAUGUGCCAGGUGAACGCCUUCAAAGAGGGGCCAGAGAUGAGGAAGGUCUUGGAGAAGGUGGCAAGCGCCUUGUGUCUGCCCGUGGAGGAGUUGAACGCAGAUCUUGCUCAAGUGGCUUUUCUUACCUGCUCGUAUGAGUUGGCUAUAAAAAAUGUGACCUCCCCAUGGUGUUCACUUUUCUCUGAAGAAGAUGCCCAGGUACUGGAAUACCUGAAUGACCUGAAGCAAUACUGGAAGAGAGGCUAUGGCUAUGACAUCAAUAGUCGCUCCAGCUGCAUUUUAUUCCAGGAUAUCUUCCAUCAUUUGGACAAAGCAGUGGAAGAGAGCAAAAGUUCCAAACCUAUUUCUUCACCUUUGAUUGUCCAAAUUGGACAUGCAGAGACCCUUCAGCCACUGCUUGCCCUUAUGGGUUUCUUCAAAGAUGAUGAGCCUCUCAAGGCAAACAAUUACGACAGGCAAAGACACCGCAAGUUCCGCAGCGGCCGGAUUGUGCCUUAUGCAGCCAACCUGGUGUUUGUGCUUUACCACUGUGACCAAGGGAAGGCCUCUGAUGAAGAGUACCAGGUACAGAUGCUGCUGAAUGAGAAAUUGUUGUCAUUCCAUCACUCGAAUGAAACCAUCUCUACUUAUGCCAACCUCAAGAACUAUUACAAGGACAUCCUGGAAAACUGUCACUUCGAAGAAGAGUGUGAAUUACCAAAAGUUAAUACUACUGCUGUUGAUGAACUUUGA
Messenger RNA from Chaetura pelagica (chimney swift), 828 nucleotides. It is a transcript of the gene MINPP1, whose product is annotated as multiple inositol-polyphosphate phosphatase 1. The transcript has 5 exons. Lineage: Eukaryota; Metazoa; Chordata; Aves; Apodiformes; Apodidae. The record is from RefSeq and is a predicted model, not a curated record. Gene Ontology annotation, molecular function: acid phosphatase activity; inositol phosphate phosphatase activity. Bases 1 to 828 code for a protein of 275 amino acids.